CCCUGCUCACCGUCCAACCCUCUAGGGCCGUCUGGUACUCGGCGGCCUCCGUGGCCUCCCUCAGCAGCUCCUGGUAUCGGGGACAGCUUCGUGUAGGGAACCUCAGCAGCUGGAGAAAACGGAGGCUCAGCGGGGACAGCAGCGUGACCGGGGCCCGACUGCAGGCGGGGGGAGUCGGGCUGUGGGGCCCUGUCUCCGGUCCAGCGUCUCUCCCAGAUCCGGCUGCACAGUGUCGGGGGACAUGGGUUCAAGCCCUGGUCCGGGAAGAUCCCACAUGCCGCGGAGCAACUAGCCCCGUGCGCCACAACUACUGAGCCUACAAGCCACAACUACUGAGCCUGCGAGGCACAACUACUGAAGUCCGCGCCUAGAGCCCGUGCUCCACAACAAGAGAAGCCACCGCAGUGAGAAGCCCGUGCUCACCGCAACUAGAGAAAGCCCGCGCGCAGCAACAAAGACCCAACAUAGCCAAAAGAAGUGUUGAUCUGAUUAUCACCAUCUCCAUGGUGCAGACGGGGAAACCAAGGCACAGCAAGGGUUGACCCUAUUCCAUGAGGGAGGAGACUACAUGGGAUAUGAACUCCAGGAGAAUGCGACCCUGGCCAUAGCCGUAUUCACCAUCCUCACCUCCAUCUACUUCUUCAACAAGUCAGACAAAGGUGAAAAUCUUGGACCAGUGGGCCCCAGAAGGCCGUGGCAAGGACAGCCUGAGAUCAAAGAUGCGAAUGGAAUUUGCAAGUUGCAAAGCCAGAAGUUGGUCAGCCCCGCUCUAGCAGGGAAGUCGAUUUCCGCAAAACAAGAAUUCCGAGACCUGAGCCGGGAUGGGGACCGGGAGAUCCAAGCACAGCUCACCGUGACAUCCAAGGUGCUGAGUUUGAAUCCGGAUCCUGACACCUUGACCCCGGCUGGGACCCUGGGCUGUGAGCUGCGUGAGGGCAGAGGCUGUGUUCUUGUCAGGAACGCUUGAAUCCCUACUAUGUGCUCCGUCAGUACUAUGUAGGGACAGAGCACGACGUGGAGGUGGAGGCUGUGGACCCUGAAGGCUAGAGAACGUCAGCCCCUCCCCCCGUAAUGUUGGCCCCGUCCUCUGGAAUGUCGGCCCCGCCCAAGGAAUUUCUGUGCCUCCAAGGUGGGGGGUCUUUGUCUCCUUCACCUUUUAUCUUUAGUGACUAGAACCACGCCCUUCACCUGACAGGCACUCAAUAAACGUAAAUGGAUGGAUUAGUGCAGUCAGACCGCUCAAGUCUUGACUACCACUCACUCGCUGUGUGACCUUUGGUAAGUGACUUUACCUCUCUGAGCUUCAAGUUUCCUCAUCAGUGGGCAUAAUCGUACUACCGCCCUCACAGGGUCGAGAUGUGGAGUUCACACGUUUAUAAAGCUCUGGACAGGACCUGGUGCCCAGGACACGAUCAAUACUUGUGAGCUGUCCUUACGGGAUGAAUGAAGGGGUGAAUCGCCUUCUUAGAUUCUCAUAGAAGUCUUAUUAGAGAAGGAUUUUCAGUCCCUAGUUGGUAGAGUAAGAAUCCGAGGUUUAGGGCAUCGUCCACCUCCCGCCCCCCACCCCCUUCCCAGAGGCUGAUCAAGGAAAUGCUGAUUCCCGCGCUGGGCCACGCGGAGAGGCUGCUGUCCCUCUGGGUCUCAAAACCCACCUCACCAACCAUGCGAGGCUCUCCCCAAUCAAAGACUACGAUCUCCCCAGGAGAAUCCUGAAGCGGCUGUGAAAACCACAGAGUCUCCUUGAAAGACUGCUUAACCAAAUUCAUUAGAAAAUCAAUGCAAAUUAAAAACCUCACCGGGAUCCCACUAGUCACCUCUGAGAAGGCGGAGAUCAAAGAGUCUGACAUCGCGGUUGCGGUGCGUUGGCGAAGCUCUGGGAAACCGCCUUUCGGAGCUCCCUGUGGAGGAGUCUAGCAACAUCUAACACGCCCUCUGACCCUGCCAGUCCCCGAGGAAAGAUCUAUUCUAACUGAUGACAAGACUGAUAAUAGCAAAUACGUCACACCUCCGAGGUGCCAGGUACGAACUAAACGCUUUAUCCACAUCAAUACACGUAAUCAUCCCAGUGACUCUUUGAGGGAGGCGCUGUUAUAUCUCAUUUCACUUAGGUGGAAACUGAGGCAUAGAGAGUGAAAGCAACUUGACAGGUGUCACCCAGCUAUAAGCAGCUGCCAUGCCAUUCUGCCUUCUUGGAGUGUUCACCGAAGUACACAGGUACAAAUGUAAAAGGAUACUAUUGUUGGAGAGGCAGAGAGAACAGCUUCUUUAUACUACCCACUUUUUUUGUUGUUGUUAAAUUCCUCAUUAAAAUCUGUCCAUGAGGACUUCCCUGGUGGUUCAGUGGUUUAGAAUCUGCCUGCCAAUGCAGGGGACAGGGGUUCGAUCCCUGGUCCGGGAAGAUCCCACAUGCCGUGGAGUAACUAAGCCUGUGCACCACAACUACUGAGCCUGCAUGCCACAACUAUGGAAACCCAUGUGCCUAGAGCCUGUGCUCCACAACAAGAGAAGCCAUUGCAUGAGAAGCCCGUGCAUCGCAAGGCAAAGAGUACCUCCCGCUCGCCGCAGCUAAAGAAAAUCUAUGCGCAGCAACGAAUACCCAAUGCAGCCAAAAAUAAAUAAAUUUUUAAAAAGUAAAAGUACUUUCCUUUAAAAAAAAUCUAUCCAUGCUUUCUUUCAAAUUUUAGUGUGCUUACAUUAUUGUUCUUUUUCUAGCCUCUUGAAUUGUUUUGCUCAUCUCCUUUCAUGUGAGCAUUUUUCCGAAUUAGCAUCUGAAGCUACAGCUCUUCCUCAGAGUACAGCUUUGGCCCCACCUCACAACUUUUGUUGUGUAGUGUGCUCAUUUCUAAAUGAAUGGCACUCCAGUUUUAUUCUUCCAUUUAACCCAAGAGUUACUUAGAGAGUUUUGACAUGUGCAAAACAAGCUGAGUGUCUGUGGUUAUUCUUCGUUAUUAAUUUCUAAUUUUGAAUGUGGCCUGCAUUAUUUCUGCUUUUGGCAAUCA
Molecule: messenger RNA, 2999 nt
Organism: Lagenorhynchus albirostris (white-beaked dolphin)
Lineage: Eukaryota; Metazoa; Chordata; Mammalia; Artiodactyla; Delphinidae
Gene: SMIM47
Product: small integral membrane protein 47
Exons: 9
Coding region: 569-967 (132 amino acids)
Source: RefSeq, a predicted model, not a curated record